This is a messenger RNA of Gadus chalcogrammus (walleye pollock), 2317 nucleotides long. RefSeq lists its product as uncharacterized. The coding region runs from base 737 to 1519 and encodes 260 amino acids. NCBI's taxonomy places the organism in Eukaryota, Metazoa, Chordata, Actinopteri, Gadiformes, Gadidae. The record is from RefSeq and is a predicted model, not a curated record. The transcript has 11 exons.
CCCGCGUUGCUAGUGCAGCUGCCGGUCGCUGCCUUCUCCCUGGUCUUCAUGGCGAUGCUUUGCUUAAGAUGCAGAGACAGGCGUCCGCUGGGUGAGCUCAGUUACUACGGUUACCCUACAGUUUCUAUGGUAUACUUGUCAUUGCUAUGGUUACACUGACAAAGCAACGGCUCCCGGGUCGUAACGUGUGUUCCAUCAGCCAGCAGAGGUUGUUCCAUCGGGGGUGGGUGGGUAGGCAGAGCAAGCGCAACAGAUUCGCCCUUCAACUCAACUUAGGUGUGAAGCGGCAUGCUGUUUUUUCCGGUCCCUGCCAGAGUUGCCCCUAAACCCAACUGCCAACUGACUGACAUCACACAGGCCUCCACUGUUUGGAUUUCUGGGAAUCAAGGUCCAACAACACACCUGUGAUUACAUUUGAACACCGUAGCUGUAGCCGUAAAGAAACGAAGCAGAGGUCUUCGAGACCAUUUUCAAUUAAGAUUCCCCAAAUUGCCCAAACCAUAAAAAAAUUAAAGAAAAUGAUCAAAGUAACGUUAAUCCAUAUAUUUUAUUGAAUGAAAUGCUAUGUCAUUUAUUUUCAUGCCAUAAGCAUAUGUUUCAUUGUCCUUUGCUUACAACAGGUGGGUCCAGCUGUGAUUCAUCAUUACAAGUCUGUCAAUCAAAUUGUUCAUCAUAUCUAUAACUUCAUUAUUUUCUCUUCAAACGUGUGUAGUGAUCCACCAGGGGGCACUUUCUGAUGAUUAUGUACAGUAAGAAAGUCUUCAUCACCGUACCUUCCUCACGCUCACAUACAUGUAGCGUUUUUAGCUUCCUCCUCAUCAAAUCAUGUGUAAUUAUCUUUGUUAAAUAUAUAAAAUUAAAAUAUAUCUCUGGGACUUCUCCCCCCGUCAGGCAGAACACCUUCAGAGUCAUCCACCCAUACCAAAACUCAACCGGAGCCGGCGGUAUCCCCUCCCCCCUCUUUCCAAGUUCUCCUGUGGUUCCAGAGCGACGCCCAUCUUUCACGCCAACAGAAAACGAGAGCAUUCCAAGUUACAUCACUCCAGUAGAAGAACAGGAUCCAUUUCAAGAUGACUACAUCGAGGUCUUGGAAGACCCACCUCGUGACGGACCCGGUGUGGAGACUCAGAGCGUGGACUCAGGAUCAGCGACCGAGGGGGACUAUGUGAACUGGGACAAGAAGAACCAGGAGAACCAGGACCUGAGCGAGGAUGACUCAGCAGACAACUACAUCAACGUGCCUCCGCGGAACUCAGACCAAAACUCCACCGGAGCCGGCGGUAUCCCCUCCCCCCUCUUUCCAAGUUCUCCUGUGGUUCCAGAGCGACGGCCAUCUUUCAUGCCAACAGAAAACGCAAGUACGGAUAGCGACUAUGACAACGACGAAGGGGACUACGUCAACCAGCCGGUAGGACUACACCUCCGUGACAUAACCUACCCUCACUCUCCUGCCGGCCACCCUCAACCAUGCCCCGCCUCUCUCUCCUUUCAGGUGUUUGACAUCCAGCAUUCAAUCUGAUUGGACGAAGCCUAUUGACACAGAAGAGGUUCACAUAUUCUAUUUGAUGAAUAUGUGAGAGUCUCGUGUCUCUGCUGGGGAAGAGAGAAAUGACAAUAUGGGUGACUGCAGUUGUUUUUAGAGUUGGUGUGGAAAGAUACAGGCUCUGUCUAAAUGCUGGAUCAGUCUGCUGUUCAUAAGGAAUGGAAAUGCAUUUAGUGCCCCCCCCCACACACACACACACAGUAAAGCGCUUUGGGUAUCUUGAAUAGCGCUAUAAAACUGCAAUUAAUAUUUGUUCACCUUGUGCUAAGACGGCAUUUACCCAUUCAUGUCCAAAUCCAACCCUAGCUGUUAAACAAAUGCAAUUGCAUGCGUCACUCUGCUAUGAUUGGCUGUUGGGAAGUGACUCUGCUGUGAUUGGUCGAUUUGUUAAUGCUUUAUUGUGGACCUGCUGACUCUCCUGAGAAUGUUUAGAGUUGAACCUGUUGUAUUUAUAUGUUGUGAGCACUGUAGAUCCCUAGCUGCAAGGCCUUCUGUCCUGACAAUUAAACUCCUCAAACCAUCUCGUCUCGCCGUUUGUGUUCGCUUGGACUUAAACCAGACGUCUUCGUACGGGGAAUCAAACACUUGGGGGGGAAACGACGGGUUGAGAUUGAAAAGUGUAUUUUUUUAUUUGUCAUUAUUUUAUGAAGAGGUUUCUGCUCUUCGUCCUUGUCUUCCUCUUCCUCGCACAAGCUCCUCUUCAACCCCAGAGGAAGACACUUUCUACUCUCUUUAGUAAAAGAACGACUAAAAUGGAUUAAAAUGAGUUUGUUU